Molecule: messenger RNA, 3460 nt
Organism: Chironomus riparius
Lineage: Eukaryota; Metazoa; Arthropoda; Insecta; Diptera; Chironomidae
Source: the annotation of a GenBank genome assembly
GUGAAAUGUAACAAAUUUUUAUUUUAAAUAUUUGACAGAUUAGAACACAUUAAUAGGAGUAGAAGCAACAAAUUCUAAUUAAUUAAAUCUUAUAUUAUAGGGAAAUUAUAUUUUUAGUUGAAUAUAUAAAGAAAUUAAAGAGAAAUAAUGAAUUCUUCAACUGUUCGAUCAACUAUAAUUUGUGAAAAUUAUAUAUUUUCAUCAGAUUUUGACUCGGGAAACUUAUUUAAAGUGGAAUUACUUCGGAAAAACACUGUUUCAAAUUCCGAUUCCGUGCAAUCCACAAAUGAGCCACCACAAAUUGUAAAUUUAGUUCCAACGACCUCAAAAGAGCGACAAAUUGACAUCGAAUUUAAUCUAUGGACGAGACCCGAUAAUUUUUGUGGACUAAAUGGAACGACGAUUCUAGAAAGUUCGAAAAAGCCUUGUCGGAAUUUGGAAUGUAAUGGGGCAUGUGGAAAUUUACAUCACGGGAAUCGUACUUGGUUCUUCUUUAGCAUUUGUGGAGGCGAACCUAAUCAAUUGGUGAAGUUAAACUUAGUUAAUUUAAAUAAGCAGGCAAAAUUGUUUAGUCAAGGAAUGCAUCCUGUCAUGAGAAAUGGAUUGAGUGGAAAAUGGGAACGUACUAAAGAGAAGCCAACGUUUCAGUUAACAGACGAAAACUUUAUAUUGUCAUUUUGUCAUCGUACAUCCGAGAAUCUUGAGGAUACAACAUUUUAUGCAUUCACGUUUCCAUUUACAUAUACUGAACAUAUUCAUGCACUCGAUAAUUAUGACAGAAAAUAUUUAAAGGAAGCAGAUAAAUUGGACUUAAUAGUUAAAGAACUUAAUCAACCAAACAAGGAAAAGAUUGUGAUUGAUAUGAAUCAAACUGUGAAUAAUAAUUUUUCACAAGAUCCCGGAGCUUGUGAGAAGGAAAGAUCUCAAUUUAUUAGUCUAACAGGCGAGGAAGCACAUGACGGAUUAUCGUUUAUGCAGGACAUAAGUGAACGAAGUCUUACAUCAUCAAUUGAUGAGAACACUUCAGAUUCAAUGCAACAAUUGUCGAGCUUAGUCAAUAAUGUCAAGAUUGAGAAGGCACCAGAAAAUUUACCAACACUUACCAAAACCGUUAAUGUUGAUGACUUGAAAAAUGACAUUUAUUAUUGUCGUGAAUUGCUUAUUAAUACCGUAGAACAGAGACGAGUGGAUAUUUUGACAAUAACCAGCUUCGAUGGAAUCGAGGAUGAUCGUGAGGAUCGAUUAAAAAAUCUCUUUCCUGACACUUCUACGCUCAGAAGUCAUAAAUUCAAAAAUAAGAAAAUCAUUUUUAUCUCAUCUCGUGUUCAUCCUGGCGAAACGCCAUCAAGCUUCGUUCUCAACGGAUUUCUUAAUUUACUGUUGGAUCGCAAAAGCCAAAUUGCUUCAAUGUUAAGGAAAAUGUAUGUGUUCAAAAUAAUUCCCUUUCUCAAUCCGGACGGCGUUUACAAUGGCUUGUACCGAUCAGAUACGCUUGGACAUAACUUGAAUCGAGUUUAUCUUAAUCCAAAGUUGGAGAAACAUCCGUCAAUUUAUGCAGUGAGAAAGCUUAUAAGAUACUACCAUUAUGGCUGUGAUAAAGCAGAAGGUGAAAAUGAAUCAAUUGAUAUGGAGUCGACUUUAAUGUCAUUGAAUGAGAAUAUGCCAUCGGAUGAGGCAAAUGACUAUGAUUCAUUAGGUUUAGAUGGAUUUAAGGACGAUAGUUCAAAGAAAUUGGUAAAUGCUGACGAAAGUGGUUCGGAGAAUUUUAUUAGUACAGAUACAUCAUCAUGUGACAAAAAGCAUAUCAGCAAUGUAAGUAUGAAACCAAGGUGCAAUGUUAACAAAAAGUUAAAAGAAACGGCAAUGACUGUUAGAAAUAUGAUGAGCAAUGAUCGUAAAAACGUAUCUAAGGACGAUGCUAAAUUAAAUCAUCAUUAUAAGCACAUGAUAAGUCACUACAACUGUGAGAAAUCAACUGAAAAGCUGAUUCACAUGAACACUCAAAAUCAGCAGAACUUGAACAUAAGUCUUGAUUUUCGCAUAAAAACUGACGAUAAUGGUGACAAGAGCAUCGUUGAAGAAAAGACUAAUUUAUUUUUAUACCUUGAUUUGCAUGGACAUGCUUCCAAAAAAGGUGUUUUUAUGUAUGGAAAUCAUUUGACGAAUAUUAUGGAAUCUGUUGAAGUAAUGUUACUGCCCAAGCUGAUGAGCUUAAACUGCCAUCAUUUCCAUUUUGAUGCAUGCAAUUUCAGCGAAAGAAACAUGUACUUGAAAGGAAGACGUGAUGGAUUGUCGAAGGAGGGAUCUGGAAGAGUCGCAAUAUACAAGGCUACAGGCCUAAUUAAGUGCUACACGUUAGAAAGUAAUUACAAUAUGGCUAAAUGUGUAAAUCUAUUGCCACCAAAAGGAAAGGAAGUUCUGUCCAAAAUUCAUAAUCUUGUUCCACCCAAAUUCACUCCACAAAUAUUUGAGGAAGUUGGAAGGGCUUUAGGUCCAUCACUGCUUGAUUUGACAAACUCAAAUCCACUCACGAGAGUUCAGAAUUCCGAAUACAGAUCACUUCAAGGACUGAGAAAUGCUUUAAAGAAUGAAAUAAAUAGAGGCAUGUCACGAGCAAGGGUAAAUAAGUUCUCGAAAAUGCCAAAAAAGAGGCAAACGAGUAUCAUAUCGGCAAGUACAUCAAUCCAAGACACGUCUAAGGAAAAUGAUUGUAUUAAGCCAUCGUCGUCAUUAUUAAAUGUCCCGAUCUUAAUAGCCUCGUCCUCAUCAUCAUCUCAAAAUUCUCAUCCACAAGCAAUGAAAUCUCAAAUUUCGUCUGUUCUAAAAGUGACACCACCGAAUAAAAGCGGGAGCAGUAAGAUUCCAACGUUUCUGAAGAAGGAUUCUUUAGUGAAUAAAAAGAAAAUCUUGAGGGAAAAUAUCACAACGGCUCUGGUAAAUCAGAUUCCACACAAGAAAAUUCGAGUGUCAAGUUCAAGUAACAUCAAUCCGAAUAGCUCGAAUACGGAUAAAGAGUCAUCAAACUGUUAUGUCAAUGACUCGGAGAUGCCUUGUUGCUCAAGAUCAACGUUUAUUUAUCAGAAAGCACCUUCUUCGCCAUCCAGUUCAUCAUCAAGCUCGAAUGGUCAAAUGAAGAUCACAACAUUUAUGCCAAUUAAGAAAGUUGGUGUUGUUAAGUAUGGCACAAAUAGUAAGACAUCAGCCAGCACAAUUAAGAAGGGACGAAACUUAUUGGAACAUCAAAAUACAACUGAUAAUUCAAUGAGUGCGCCAACCUUUCAUUCGUUGUCCGAGAAACUGAUAAAAAAGAAGAAGCGAUUACUAAAGUCAGAAACAACAUUGAAACGAAAAAAGUCUCGACCACAAAAACCGCUAGUAUAAAAUGUAGUUAAUUUUAAUGAAUUAUCUUAUAUUGUUCACCAAUCUAAUUAUUAAUAAAUGAAUCACGAAACGUAAAGGA